Messenger RNA from Vollenhovia emeryi, 1450 nucleotides. RefSeq names its product 26S protease regulatory subunit 10B (gene Rpt4). Gene Ontology annotation, molecular function: proteasome-activating activity; ATP binding; ATP hydrolysis activity. Gene Ontology annotation, cellular component: proteasome regulatory particle, base subcomplex; cytosolic proteasome complex. NCBI's taxonomy places the organism in Eukaryota, Metazoa, Arthropoda, Insecta, Hymenoptera, Formicidae. Gene Ontology annotation, biological process: positive regulation of RNA polymerase II transcription preinitiation complex assembly. The record is from RefSeq and is a predicted model, not a curated record. Bases 39 to 1220 code for a protein of 393 amino acids. The transcript has 7 exons.
AUUCUGUUGACGACAGUUAGACAGCAAAAUAAGUAAAAAUGGCGGCCAGCAUGGAUUCUGUGAGAGAAAAAGCUCUUCAAGAUUAUCGAAAAAAGCUUUUAGAGCAUAAAGAAGUGGAGUCACGUCUCAAGGAAAUGAGAGAACAUCUCAAGGAUUUGACGAAGCAAUAUGACAAGUCUGAAAAUGAUUUAAAGGCAUUGCAAAGUGUUGGACAGAUUGUUGGAGAAGUACUGAAACAACUCACGGAAGAAAAGUUCAUAGUAAAAGCAACGAAUGGUCCUCGCUACGUCGUUGGAUGUCGGCGUCAGUUGGAUAAAAAUAAAUUGAAGUCUGGAACCAGAGUAGCCCUAGAUAUGACAACUCUUACCAUAAUGCGCUACUUGCCACGUGAGGUUGAUCCGUUGGUUUAUAACAUGUCUCACGAAGACCCUGGCGACGUGACGUACUCUGCAAUUGGCGGCCUGAGCGAACAGAUACGCGAAUUGCGCGAAGUUAUAGAAUUGCCAUUAUUAAAUCCGGAGCUUUUCCAGAGAGUUGGAAUCACGCCUCCCAAGGGAUGCUUGUUGUACGGCCCUCCCGGUACCGGAAAGACAUUGCUGGCGAGAGCCGUUGCCAGCCAGUUGGAUGCAAAUUUCCUGAAAGUCGUCUCGAGCGCGAUCGUCGACAAGUAUAUCGGAGAAUCGGCUAGACUGAUUAGAGAGAUGUUCAAUUACGCCCGCGAUCAUCAACCCUGUAUUAUAUUUAUGGACGAAAUUGACGCGAUUGGCGGCCGCAGAUUUUCGGAAGGGACAAGCGCCGAUCGCGAAAUCCAGAGGACCUUGAUGGAGCUGUUGAAUCAGAUGGACGGAUUUGAUUCUUUGGGCCAAGUCAAAAUGAUAAUGGCUACUAAUAGGCCCGACACCUUAGAUCCGGCUUUAUUACGGCCAGGAAGACUGGACCGAAAGAUUGAAAUACCGCUGCCUAACGAACAGGCUCGUCUAGAAAUUUUAAAGAUACACGCCUUGCCAAUCGCCAAACACGGUGAAAUCGAUUACGAGGCAGUGGUCAAACUCUCGGACGGAUUCAACGGCGCCGACUUGAGAAAUGUGUGCACAGAGGCGGGCCUGUUUGCAAUACGACUGGAAAGAGAAUACGUAAUACAGGAAGACUUCAUGAAGGCCGUCAGAAAGGUUUCUGACAACAAGAAGCUCGAAUCUAAACUAGAUUACAAACCUGUGUAAUUUGACGACGCGGUACCGUCAAUGACUAUCGUUUUAUAUAUUUCGAAACUAAUUUUAGGUGUCUAUUAAUUUUCGUAUGAUCCAAAUUGGAUCAUUCAAUACUGGCCUUGCUGCAAUUACUCGUAUGUUCUAUAUUUGUGUAAAAUUAACACAUUAGCAAAUUUGUAUGAUACAUACAGUUAAUAACAUUGGCAUAAGAUUGAUGUAAAAUAUAAUCUUUCUUUUCCUCC